AUGUCAUUUGUGAUUCUCAAUCCACAUUGCGUUUACCGAUUCACGCUUGAAAACGCUGUGAAUAUCAAUAUCAACCCUACAGAUGUGCAGUCCGCUCAGGUAGUAGAUGUUGAAGCUGUUAGUCGUAUUAUCUUCCCUGUGUUCCCUUGCGUCUAUGUAUUCUACCACGAAUACAUGGACAGCAGCCCUCUAGAUGCGUGGCCCGAUGUUGAAAGGCGUCUCCUCCAUCUUAAAUCUUCUGCGGACCUGUGCUCAAGAUAUACGCAUAUUGCUAUCAAUACAGAGCUACAACAAGCAACGACCGUCUGUCCAGUCAUUAAAAUAGAUAUUUGA
Molecule: messenger RNA, 333 nt
Organism: Suillus clintonianus
Lineage: Eukaryota; Fungi; Basidiomycota; Agaricomycetes; Boletales; Suillaceae
Exons: 3
Coding region: 1-333 (110 amino acids)
Source: RefSeq, a predicted model, not a curated record